Telopea speciosissima is the source of this 3874-nucleotide messenger RNA. RefSeq names its product DNA topoisomerase 1-like. Gene Ontology annotation, molecular function: DNA topoisomerase type I (single strand cut, ATP-independent) activity; DNA binding. The transcript is spliced from 23 exons. Gene Ontology annotation, cellular component: chromosome. Bases 18 to 3683 code for a protein of 1221 amino acids. Gene Ontology annotation, biological process: DNA topological change. Lineage: Eukaryota; Viridiplantae; Streptophyta; Magnoliopsida; Proteales; Proteaceae. The record is from RefSeq and is a predicted model, not a curated record.
GCAAACAUGUUAUCCAAAUGCCGGCUGAAAAAUCUGAACCCAUAGCAAAGGCUUUAAUGGCGCUUCAGCCGCAUAGGUUAUUCUCCAUGGGUUGCUUGCACGGAAAUUUCACCUGUUCAUCUCGACUUCUAUCUAUGCCACAAUGCAGGGAAUUUCAGAACUACCCAGGCACUUGUUUGCCGUAUGCGCUACGUGGCGACAGCAGUAAAUAUGGGAAAUAUGUUCAUUUUAAAUUCAGAAGAACAAGGGUUCCUUGCGGGAUUGCUGCUAAUCAAUUAAAGGAUAGCUUCAAGGUUGAACAUGAACCUUUUAUCAUCAGAAGCCUUGCCGAUGGGUUCGGGCAUGGUACAAUUUAUACUUUCCAGUCCCAGUUUAGAGCUGGGUUUCCUUGUACUGUUAAUCCCAUUAAUACUUUGAGGUGUUCAAACAAGAGUUUUAGAUCAAAUUCAUCUUGUCAAUAUGGUCGUCGAGGUUUUUCUUCAGUUCAUUCUGUUGAGAUACCCCAGGAGUCAAUAAAUUCAGUUAAUAGAAUUGAUAAUCUGGCUUUGGGAGUUGGAAAUAGUGGAGUUGAUAAUUUUUCUGACAAGAAAGUCUGCAGACAGCUGAAGCGUACAAAGUCAUUGGCUGCUCAUGGAAGAAGUCAUGAUGGAAAUAUACAAGUUUCAGAUUCCUCCCUAGCUGUUAAAAGGAGUGCUCCUAAUGCUAGCAAGACGGCUGCUGAAAUUGAGGAUUCAGUGAAGCUGGAUGAGAAGGUAACCAAAGAUGCCUUGCAGGAUGUGAAGUCAGGAUCAUCUGUUAAUUCUUCAUCUAAAAGAUCCAGUAAAAACCAAGAAGCUAACACGGAAGGACAAAAGAUGCAGCAGUCAAGAAGUAAGAAACAUGGUGAACUUUUUGGCACAAGUUCAUCUUCUGUUGGAACUAAGGCUAAAGGUUCUAAAAAAUCUACUCAUGCUGCCAAAGCCACCCAAUCCGACACUGCUUCAAAAAAUCUUCCAGCAGAGGAGAGCCAGGAGACACUGUUGACAGUGGUCAGCAGUGCUCCUUCCACAGACAAGAAGUCCACAAAGUUGGAAUCAAAUCGGAAGUCUACUAGAACUGGUAAAUCUCAGAUGAAAAAUACUAUUACAAAAUCAAGUAAGGCCUCCUUGAGAAAAAGCAACAAGUCUGUGCAAGAUUCCUCCAGCAAUGAGUUGCCAAAGGCUCAGAAAUUGUUAGAUGAGGGAAAGAUUAGGCCUUUUGGGAGCAUAUUGAAGCCAUUAUACCCUCCCACUGGCAAAUCUGUGGUAGUAGUGGAGUCCCUCACAAAAGCAAAGGUUAUUCAGGGCUACCUCGGGGAUAUGUUUGAAGUCCUGCCUAGCUAUGGUCAUGUGAGAGAUUUGGCUGGUAGGUCAGGAUCUGUACGACCAGACAAUGACUUCAGUAUGGUGUGGGAGGUUCCAUCUGCUGCAUGGACUCAUCUUAAGAGUAUUAAGGUUGCGUUAAAUGGGGCAGAAAAUCUUAUCCUUGCAUCUGAUCCCGACCGUGAAGGAGAGGCGAUAGCCUGGCACAUUACAGAGAUGUUGCUACAGCAGGAUGCUUUGCAUGAAAACAUCACUGUAGCAAGGGUCGUCUUUCAUGAAAUAACUGAAUCGUCCAUCAAAAUUGCCCUGCAGUCUCCAAGAGACAUUGCUGUGGACUUGGUUCAUGCUUACCUUGCACGUCGUGCUCUUGAUUACUUGAUUGGAUUCAACAUUUCACCAUUGUUGUGGAGGAAAUUGCCUGCUUGCCAAUCUGCUGGACGGGUCCAAUCAGCAGCCUUGGCUCUAAUAUGUGAUAGAGAAAUGGAAAUUGAUGAAUUUAAACCACAUGAGUAUUGGACUGUUGAUGUCGAAUUUAACAAAAAGGAGCCUGGUUCCUUGGACAAUGGCUCCUCUUUCACAUCACACUUGACACACUUCGAUUCUAAGAAGUUAGAGCAGCUGUCAAUCAGCUCAAAUGUGGAGGCAAAAUCCAUUGAACAGAAGAUUACUUCAUCAAAUUUUGAAGUGGUACGCUCUAAAAGGAGCCAAAUAAGAAAAAAUCCUCCAACACCAUACAUAACAUCAACUAUUCAGCAGGACGCUGCAAACAAAUUACAUUUCACAGCCACAUACACGAUGAAGCUUGCCCAGAAGUUAUAUGAGGGAGUUAAACUAUCGAAUCAGGAGGCAACGGGAUUGAUAACAUACAUGCGGACAGAUGGUCUCCACGUUUCCAAUGAAGCUGCGGAGGACAUACAUUCCUUGGUCAUGGAUAGGUAUGGGCAGGAUUUUGCAUCAGACCGCCCUCGUAAGUACUUUAAGAAGGUGAAGAAUGCUCAAGAGGCCCAUGAAGCUAUCAGGCCAACCAGCAUUCGGAGAUUACCAUCUAUGCUAGUUGGAAUACUUGAUGAAGAUUCCUGGAAGUUAUAUACUCUUAUAUGGACUCGAACAAUAGCCUCCCAAAUGGAACCCACUGUGAUUGAUCAGAUACAACUUGAUAUUGGAGGUGAUGGUGAGUCCAUUCUUCGAUCUACCUGCUCAAGAAUCAACUUUCUUGGAUAUCAAGCAGUUUAUAAGGAUACAGAAGCUGCACCUCUCGGAUAUGAAGAAAAGGAAAAGGAUCCUCGUGAGGAACUUUUUGGUGUUCUCUCUGCUCUGAAGUCAGGAGAUCCAUUGUGUCUUGGUAAAGUGGAGCUCAAGCAGCACUUCACACAACCUCCUCCGCGCUACUCUGAAGGGUCAUUGGUUAAAAAGCUGGAGGAACUUGGGAUUGGAAGACCUUCUACUUAUGCAAGUAUUAUGAAGGUUUUACAGGAUAGGAAUUACGUGACAGUAAAGAGUCGAGUAUUAUAUCCCGAAUUUCGUGGCCGUAUGGUAUCGGCUUUUCUUGCCCACCAUUUCUCUGAGGUGACAGACUAUAGUUUCACUGCUGAUAUGGAGACUGAGCUUGAUAAUGUUUCUGCGGGAGUGACUGAAUGGAAGGGCCUUCUAAAAGAUUAUUGGACACGAUUUAGCAUGUAUUGUGAUAAUGCUGCAAAUGUCAGCCCACGGCAGGUGGAGAAAAUGUUAGAGGAAACAUUUGGAGAUUUCUUAUUUGCGUCUCUUCCAAACAGGACAUGCCCAAGUUGUUCAACAGGUACUUUGGUCUUUAAAGUGAGUAGGAUUGGUGCAGGCUAUUUUAUCGGUUGUGAUGAGCACCCGAAAUGCAAGUAUAUUGCAAAGACUAUGUACGGGGGUGAUGAAGAAGAUGAUAGUUCUGAGAAACAGGAGAUGAUUUCCGAGCCAAAACUGCUGGGUCUUAAACCUGGUACUAAUGAGAAGGUUUUUCUGAAGAAUGGUCCCUAUGGGUUCUAUGUCCAGCUUGGUGAAGAUAGAAAGGGAUACUUGCCAAAGAGAGCUUCUGUCUCUCAGAUAAAGGAUGUGGAGACCAUCACCUUAGAACAAGCACUUGAGUUGCUACAGUAUCCUGUACUGUUGGGGGAGCAUCCAGAGGAUAAGCAACCAGUCUAUUUAAAACUUGCAAGUCAUGGGUUUUCAAUUAGACAUAGGCGCACGAUUGCACCAGUUCCUAAGAACAUGAUUCCGAAGGACAUUACUCUAGAGAAGGCAUUGAAACUAUUGUUGGGUAAAAAUGUAAGACGAUGUGGCCGACCUAAGAGUAAGCCGAAGGUUGAAGUUGUGUAAAAAAUGCUUAAUGAUCGAGUUCGAAAGACUGAGUGUUCGUUCAAUCAACAUUUAUUCGUUGAGAAUCUCUUUUAAUCUCCUGAUCAACAGCUGGUUGGGCGACUGAGCAUGUGUUUUUGAGGCAUCUCAAGUUAUUUAUUGUUGGCAAAAUGAGAUGUAUAUAAUAAUUGUUAAUUUAGUCAAUUUUGUUU